Felis catus (domestic cat) is the source of this 369-nucleotide messenger RNA. Its product is annotated as non-histone chromosomal protein HMG-17-like. The transcript is spliced from 2 exons. The coding region runs from base 1 to 369 and encodes 122 amino acids. Gene Ontology annotation, cellular component: chromatin; nucleus. NCBI's taxonomy places the organism in Eukaryota, Metazoa, Chordata, Mammalia, Carnivora, Felidae. The record is from RefSeq and is a predicted model, not a curated record. Gene Ontology annotation, biological process: chromatin organization. Gene Ontology annotation, molecular function: nucleosomal DNA binding.
AUGCCUCUCAUCUGCACCCUGUACACAGCAGAUGCUCCAUCCGAGGGCAUUUUGGUGCCGGCAUCCCUGUGUCCAACGACUCCAUGCUGUGUCCCUCCAUCACCACCAUGCCCAAAAAAGGCUGAAAGUGAUGCUACAGGUGAUAAAGCCAGGGUGAAGGAUGAGCCACAGAGAAGUUCUGCAAGUUUAUCUGCUAAAACCCACUCUCCAGAGCCAGAGCCCAAGCCUAAGAAGGCCCCUACAAAGAAGGGAGAGAAGGUACCAAAAGGGAAAAGGGGAUGCUGCAAGGGUGGGAAUAACCCUGCAGAAAACAGAGAUGCCCAAACAGACCAGGCACCGAAAGUUGAAGGUGCUGGAGAUGCCAACUGA